Sclerotinia trifoliorum is the source of this 1043-nucleotide messenger RNA. Lineage: Eukaryota; Fungi; Ascomycota; Leotiomycetes; Helotiales; Sclerotiniaceae. The record is from the annotation of a GenBank genome assembly.
AUGCAACUCCAUCUCUUCCCCCUCCUCCAUCUGUCCCUCUCACUCAUCACUCUGAUUUCUCUCCUCCCCAUCACCCAAGCAUGCCUCACCUACCACGCCGAAUUCCCCUUCGACAACGACAAACCAUUUAUAGGAAAGAUUAUCGAUAAUGGCAUCGAAACCUGCUGGAUCAAUAUGUCGUAUAAUGAACAUUGGAAAUGGCAGACUAUGGAAAAUGAGAAGGAUUGGGGGAGGAGGGAAUGGGUUGUGAGUUUUUCUUUUUUGUUCUUUUUUGGGUUGGGGUAUGGGAAGGUUGGGGUAUGAGGAGGUUGGCAUUUGGGAGGGAGAGUUUGGAGUAUGUGGUGGGGUCGAGGGUUUGGGGUUGGAUUUUUAAGGGAAAGGGGAGAGGAAGGAGUAGUAGUAGGGAGAAUAUCCACGGAAAGGGAUAAAACGAGCAAAAUACAGCAAAACCAGACAGACACAAUAAAAACCCCCAAAUUUCAACAAAACAAAGGCUAACCAAUCCAUCCAAAAAAACAGUGGAAACCAUGGCCCUUUACCUGCACCAAAAAACUAUGGGAAGGCAAAAUGAAACCCAAUACCACGGUAUAUCAUCCCAUUCUCCCCCAUCCCUAUCCCCAUCUCCUUUCACAAUCACCCCUAUCUCCCAUUCUCCUCACCCCAUAUGACCUAACCUCAAACUAACAACCCACACAGGAUCGAUCCUAUUCCGCAGAACUAGGCGUCGGACUCCGCGGCGUAACGUAUAGAGCGCACGGGGAGAAAUUUUGGUUUAAUCCUGAUACGGUGGAGGAUGUGGAGGGUGGGUUUAUAAUAAGAAGAUGUGGUGUGCUGGGAAGUAGGAUGUGGGGUGGUAGGGUGUGGUUACUAGGGUGAACCGGUGGACUGGUCUAGUAGCUGGUUUGAUUCUGGGAAAGAGGGGGAAUGGGGUUGAUGAUUGUGUGGGACGGGAUAUGGCGUAUUGGGUUGUCGAUGGGCAUAAUCAUUUAAAGAUCUCUUUACCACGUCAAAAUACAUCGAUUCUUCAGUCAUCGUCUUCUUAG